This is a messenger RNA of Sinocyclocheilus grahami, 2122 nucleotides long. It is a transcript of the gene tor3a, whose product is annotated as torsin family 3, member A. Gene Ontology annotation, molecular function: ATP hydrolysis activity; ATP binding. Lineage: Eukaryota; Metazoa; Chordata; Actinopteri; Cypriniformes; Cyprinidae. Bases 369 to 1490 code for a protein of 373 amino acids. The record is from RefSeq and is a predicted model, not a curated record. The transcript is spliced from 6 exons. Gene Ontology annotation, cellular component: endoplasmic reticulum lumen; nuclear envelope.
UAAAGUUCUUUGCGAUUGGUCAAUGAGCUGUUGCCACAUGACCACGUCUGUGCUACUCCAUGAAGGUAAAUCUAAAUGACUCGGAUGAUAUUUCAUGUUUUAAUUUUAGUAGUUAUUUUUAAUAGCCAUUGGUUUGGUGAUGGCAGUAGCAGACCCCUUUUUACUGCGCUAAGCCCCGCCCAUUUUCUACCUCGUUUGUCUAUCCGCUCAUUAUACUGUCCCUGGAAGACCGUAACCAGCGGGUUUCAGUUCUGAGCAUUGAGCGCUGAUGCGGCCUGCACUCAAUGAGUCUUGGAUGUACAUAUGAAUGCACGCUACAAUUAUUACAUCUAAUGGGCUAGCUCAAUGUUACAGUCUUUGCAAGAUCUAUGUUUCCGGCGGCUCCGAUGUUUUCAAUCGUAAUCUUGCUCUCAUUCCUGGCUGUUUCGGCUGAUGCGGAUUUUUUCCAGUUCGACAGCAUUUCAAAUGUUUCUACCUAUUAUUUCAAUUACAUCUAUUGCAAUAUUUGGGAAGGAGACUGUCAACCACACCAGGAUGAUGCGGCCCAACAAGUGCCUACUGGGGACAUUUGGUCAGGGUUUCCCCAGUACUACACUGGCAUGCUGACUGCUUGGUACUGCAGCCUGGGUCAGUGCUGUGAUUCAGGAGACUGUAGGAUUACAAAUAAUAUCACAGGAUUGGAAAGAGAUCUACAGAUGAAGCUCCAUGGGCAGCACCUGGCCCAGUCUGUGAUUCUGAAAGCCAUCCAAGGCUUCAUCAAAAACCCCGAGUCCAACAAACCACUGACUCUGUCCUUUCAUGGCUGGUCUGGAACAGGCAAGAACUUUGUGGCCCGGAUAGUAGCGGACAACCUGUACCGGGAUGGUAUAAAGAGUGAAUGUGUGCGUUUGUUCAUUGCCCCUUUCCACUUCCCUCACGAGAGAUUGGUGGAUGUGUACAAGGGCCAGCUAAGAGAAGCCAUUCGAGACAUGGUCCUGCGAUGCCCACAGACUCUCUUUAUCUUUGAUGAGGCAGAAAAGCUUCAUCCAGGACUCAUCGACGCCAUAAAGCCCUAUAUGGACCACUAUGAUAAUGUGGAUGGGGUCAGCUAUAGGAAAGCCAUAUUUCUGUUCUUAAGCAAUAUCGGUGGUGGUGCCAUCAAUGAGGUGGCACUGGAUUUCUGGCACUCAGGACAGAAUAGGGAAGAUAUCGGCAUGGAAGACUUAGAACAUCUUCUGCGUGCUGAAGCCAUGGAGGCAGAAGGAGGUUUUGCUCAGAGCGAGCUCAUGUCAGGACAUCUGAUUGACUUCUUUGUACCAUUCUUGCCGCUGGAGUACCGGCAUGUGAAACUGUGUGCACGUGAUGCAUACGCAGCUCGUGGCCUUCAGCCGGAUGAGGGGACGCUGGAUGAAGUGGCUAAAGCCAUGCUGUACGUUCCUAAAGAGGAGAAACUCUUCUCUGCACAGGGCUGCAAAUCCAUUCCUCAAAGGAUCAAUUUCUUUCUACCAUAACAGAGCGUAGCAUAAGAUCAGUGACAUUAAAGAAACACAGAGUAUACUUGAAUGAAGCAGAAAUGACUGCUGAUAUCUGAAAUGCAAAUGCAAACAAUGCAGAAAAAACUUCAUAUAUAGAGUUGCAACUCUAUAUCUUACACUCUGAGAGUCAGGACAGGGAGAGAGGGGUUUGCUUGUGACAAACCCUACUGAAAUUAUAUUUUUAAGAACUUUUUAUCUACAUUUAUCUUAUCCGCUUCUCCCAAGCAGUGAUACAGUUAAAAAAACUGCAUUUACAGUAAUGCAUUUACAAUGGAAGCCUCUUAAUCAAGCAAGCAAAACCACAGUGUAAGUUUUUUUUAAUUUUUUAUUUACAGUUAAAAGAGAAUUGCUGUUCACAACCUUUUUUUACUUUCAUAAUAUGUAUUUCUGAGCAAAGCAGGAUAUUCAAUAGAAAAAUGAAUUGAUUGGAUCUGCUAGGCUUUCCUUGUAAGCAUAUCGUUGUCAAAUGAGUUUUAGUUUUCACAAACUAAAAGGCCAUUUUAAAUGAUUUCCGACCCGCAGAUCCAUUUUUCUUUAACCUCGGAUAUAUCUUUUAGUUGCUGUUUAAGAACUUUGCAUAUUUUUGGCAUUUCAAUUAUUGUCUGCAU